AUGGAAACGAGUUACUCUUAUGACUUUCCAGCUUUUCACAACUAUAUUGAACGGGAAGGUACUAGUUUGGACGAAGUGAAUAAUACCCAUUCACCAACUAGUUUAAGAAUUGGUUUGGAAUUUGAGUCUUGGAACAAUGUUGAUAUGGAAUUAAUCCAUUGUACACAACAAAUAGAGUUUGUGUGGAUCAAAAUACGAAAAGUAAUCAGUAAAGAUCGUACAACUAGUGUUUCAUUUGCCUGUGAUCGAUCUGGAAUUUAUAAGCCUAAAAAGGUUGCUGAUAUAUUAAACAGAGAAAUAAAGGGAGCAAAAAGUGCAACUAUACAGAUCGGUUCACAUCAGCUUAAGGAAACGUUUGAUGAGGUUCAAUUUUAUACAAUUGUAGCGAAUAUUGAUGCUGCUGUACAACAUAAUGAUGCUUCAAAUUUAUUAAAGAAAAUAAUCUCUUUAAAACAAGAUGAUGAUCCACUUUGGUUUAUUGAUUCAUUUACUGCUAAUAAUAAUCUCACAAGAAUUAUGUGGAUGACACCUAAGCAAAUCAAUUUAUUGCUGUAUUCAGAUGUUAUCAUCUGUGAUACUACAUUUGGUGCCAAUAAAUACGAUAUGUCACUUAUGUUGGGUUUUGGAUGUUUCAAGUUGAAUGGAGAUUUACUUAACAAACAUGAUGUUGCAAGGCAAUAUCUUACUGAUAACUUAUAUCCAAUGCAUACGACAUGGGAAAAGCGUUACAUUAAUCAUAAUCUUUGCAAUUUAAGCAAUGAUUUGUUAGAAUCAAGCAACGAUGAUCAUAAAUGCAUUGAUCUUAAAAAAAAUAUUGGAUUUUCAAAUAUUCUUGAAAUUUGGCAUGUAACAUAUGGUAUCCGUGAAGCUUAUAAUUUAUUGCUUCCUUACGAAAAUUGGAAGCCCGGACGACGGAUGUCGGGUGACGAGGAACCUAAUCUCUUCUCAUUACUGGAUCAUUAUGGUGAAGCGCAAUUGCCAUCCGACGGAGGGGACCCCGAUUACUUCGACCGAUUUAUAAUUUAUGUGAGAGAUAACCCGCCUACCGCGGGUGGUUGCAAUGGGGUACCAUUAUUUAUGAUUAUUUUAAGAUUUUAG
Molecule: messenger RNA, 1098 nt
Organism: Rhizophagus irregularis DAOM 181602=DAOM 197198
Lineage: Eukaryota; Fungi; Glomeromycota; Glomeromycetes; Glomerales; Glomeraceae
Source: RefSeq, a predicted model, not a curated record